UUAGCUAAGCUAUCUGAGGGUCAGUUGAUGGAUGGGAGACUAGAAUGUCUGUACCAUGGUUGGCAAUUUGGUGCUGAUGGCAAAUGUGUCAAGAUACCUCAGCUUCCUGCAGAUGCCAAGAUUCCUCGAAAAGCAUGUUUGAAGACUUAUGAAGUGAAAGAAUCUCAAGGAGUUGUGUGGGUGUGGAUGUCAGUCAAUACACCGCCAGAGGCAGACAAGCUACCCUGGUUCGAAAACUUUGCCAGACCAGGGUUUCAGGACAUUUCAACAAUCCAUGAGCUUCCAUACGAUCACUCCAUCCUCCUUGAAAACCUCAUGGAUCCAGCCCAUGUGCCGAUAUCACAUGACAGGACAGACUGGUCAGCCAAAAGAGAAGAAGCAGAGGCACUUGUUUUCCAGGUGACUGAGCGUACAGACAGAGGAUUUGCAGGCUGGUGGGGUAGGGAGAAGAAAGAUGGGUCAAUGCCAAACUUUUUACACUUCCAAGCACCAUGUGUUCUUCAAAAUAACAGAGAGUUUGUUGACAAUAAUGGAGAAACACAUUACUUUUCAGGCCUGUUUCUUUGUAGACCAACUGGACAAGGGAAAUCUAUGCUGAUUGUUAGAUUUGGGGCGACAAAACGAAAUCCUUUAGUGAAGAUGUUACCUAAAUGGUACAUACAUCAGAAUGCAAGCAAGGUAUUCGAGCAAGACAUGGGGUUUUUGUCGUCCCAAAAUGAGGUAUUGAUGAGAGAAAAAGUGCCCACCAAAAAGCUGUACCUGAACUUAAAGUCUUCUGAUACUUGGGUUGCUGAGUACAGGAAAUGGAUGGAUAGAGUUGGGCAUGGGAUGCCAUAUCAUUUCGGGCACAGCACAAUAUCUCUGCCUAAAGAACCUGCAGUGAUAGAGCAUGCCCCAGCCGGGCUCGUUGCUGGAUUUUCUGCAUCUGCUCCGGCCAAGGGAGGACUUGGGUCCAUGCACGCUCCUAAUUUGGGGAACAGGUACUUCAGGCAUGUAAUCCAUUGCAGAAGUUGCAGCAAGGCAGUUAAAGCUUUCACUGCAUGGAAAGAAACUCUUUCGAAGGUGGCUUUGGUGUUGGCUGCUCUGGCUAUUAUUGCAUCAGGAAGGCAAUGGAAGUCAUUCCUUUUAGGGACUGCAGCACUGUGCCUGGGUGGGGUUUAUAUGUGCUCAACUGCUAUUGCCAUGAACACAACAAAUUUCAUAAGAACACACAGGAGAUUAUGACCUAGCAUAAGAUAUUUUAUACAUGUACAUUCUUUUUGAGGCAAACAAGAGACGUCCAUUGUUGUAUAUGUGCGUUACUCUUACAAGCUUAGGUGUGCUUAAUUUUAUCUUGACAUUUUUUACCAGGUCAGUUGUCUUAAAUAUAAUGUGGGAAUAGAACCCCCUAAUUUUAGCAGAGGCUCAAGAUAUCUCAACAUGUUCAAAUUGAUAGUA
Molecule: messenger RNA, 1437 nt
Organism: Carica papaya (papaya)
Lineage: Eukaryota; Viridiplantae; Streptophyta; Magnoliopsida; Brassicales; Caricaceae
Source: RefSeq, a predicted model, not a curated record